AGCGUGCAUAAUUAUUAACAACUCAUUGGAAUUGUUCAUGGCUCAAGUACCUCCAGCACCAUGGUCCAGAUGGGAUAUGCCGGGUUAUCAAUAUGUGUCAUAUAAGACCAAGCUACCAUUUCCGUUACAAUACGACACUGGAUUUGAAAAUUCUGGAUCACAGUUUGGAAAUGCAACACGACAAAGGCUGGUAGGAGCUGGUAGACUCCUUGAUCAAAGGACGAAUCCAAAUGAUGCAAAUUUCGUUGACUGUAUAUAUGGAAUAGAAAAUUCUCUAGUCCGUGUCAUCCAACGGUGUCUCGCAAGUGUUGGGUGUUGUGAAACAUCGUGCUGCAAAAAUCGCUCAUGGCAGGAAAAGUACGCUUGGGCGAUUGCACUCCUUACUAUAUUUUGCGCUCUUGUACUUCUCUCCUUGUUCGUGACAUUAUUUUGCUGGUUGUAUAACCGAGCCAGAGACAAGAAUCAGAAACGAUUCAUUAGUCAAUCAAUGGGUGGAAUUAGUCCAGCGAUAUCACAGACAAAUCUAGCUACAAUCGAAAAUCGAAAUGAAAGUGGCUAUUAUCCGUACGUCUGUGGACCCAAUCAGUACUGAUACUUGGAAAACUCCUUUAAUCGCGGGAGCAGCACAAGGAUCCGUAUUGAAAAUCAACCUUUUCA
This is a messenger RNA of Loa loa (African eye worm), 657 nucleotides long. RefSeq lists its product as hypothetical. The transcript has 5 exons. The record is from RefSeq and is a predicted model, not a curated record. NCBI's taxonomy places the organism in Eukaryota, Metazoa, Nematoda, Chromadorea, Rhabditida, Onchocercidae. Bases 38 to 592 code for a protein of 184 amino acids.